This is a messenger RNA of Onthophagus taurus, 1892 nucleotides long. It is a transcript of the gene Sse, whose product is annotated as extra spindle pole bodies like 1, separase. Gene Ontology annotation, biological process: meiotic chromosome separation; proteolysis. The record is from RefSeq and is a predicted model, not a curated record. Gene Ontology annotation, cellular component: nucleus; centrosome; cytoplasm. Gene Ontology annotation, molecular function: cysteine-type endopeptidase activity. Lineage: Eukaryota; Metazoa; Arthropoda; Insecta; Coleoptera; Scarabaeidae.
GAUUACUUCUUUAUCGGCAAUGUCAAAGUGACGUAAAUGACGGUUUGACUAAGAUUGUCGAAAUCCUGCAGUCGUGAAUCGUCUCCACUUAGAUCUGCUGCGAUGAGUGAAGGAGAAUUUAGUGAGGAAAUCCAAAAAAUAUUAGGAGAUAUUGUUUUUGAACAUUUUCCAUGUGGCCCCAUUUAUCAAGAUGUAAAUAAGAUUUAUGCGGAUUUAGUGUUUGAAAAAGAUGAAUUAGCUGGUAUUUACUAUUUAAAAGAAUCCCAUGCACCUGGUUUACGAACAAGAGCUGUUACACAUUUUGCAAAAGACAAUGGAAGUGGAGAUUCAAUGCGUUUAAAUUGGAAAUAUUUAGAUUUUCCCAAUGAUAAAUCACCUAGUAUUACUAAUAUAUUAGAGAUGCAAAACCAAAUUAGGGAUAUGCCGGAAGAGUGGACGAUUGUUCAAAUAACUACAAAAUAUAAUCCCGAAGAAAACGUUUGUGUUCAAUCAAAUAAAUCAUUUACAAAUGAUUUAUUUAUAACUGUUUUUCCAUGUGGAAAUAAAAAACAAUUAAAACCAUUUUCAGUAAAAGUAUUAGCUCCUAAAGAUGUAUCAGGUGCAGUAAUGAACAUUAAAGGAGAGAUGGAUUCAAUUGUUAAUGAUAAUAACACUUUAUUGUCAUCGAGUAAAACAAUUUCAACUCAUAGUCAAAAAAAGGAUUAUGCAUCUUCUAGAUCAGACUUAAAUAAUAGACUUAAGUGUCUCAUUAAAGAUAUUCAAAAUGAAUGGUUGGGUGGUUGGAGAUGUUUAUUAAUAGGUACUCCAAUUGGAAAAGAUGAGAAAGUUAUUGAUAAAGCAUUAGAAGUAAUUCUCCAAGAUGUUCCGAAUCAAUCUCAAAUAACCGAAAAAACUAAAAGUAUUUUAAAACGCAUCUUAUUAGGAAGCAGUCAUUUAAAACUGUGCGAAAUAAAAAAAUGUGUAUCAUAUUGUUUUUCAAGCAAUGAAACUGCUGUUUUAGUUUCGAGGGCUAUUUAUCAAUUUUCUAAAACAAAAUCAUUACUUAAUACUACUAAAUUAAAUUCCGUUAUUUUAAUAGUUGAAGAGAAAUUAGAUAUAAUUCCGUUUGAAAUGAUAGAUGUUCUUCACAAUCAACCAGUAACUCGUUUGCCAUCGUUACAUUUCGUUUACGCUUUAUUUAAGCAAUAUGAAAAACGCAUAAAAAACGGCUGUAUUUCUUGGUUUAAUUGUUGUAACGGGAAUUACAUUUUAAAUCCUGAUAAAGAUUUAACCAGUAUGGAAAAAAGAAUAAGAACGUUUAUAGAAAAACGAGCCCCAGAGUGGCGGGAACCCACUCCCAAUAAUAAUUUUGAACAAUCCAUUCUUAAUUCUGACGUUUUUAGUUAUCAUGGUCAUGGAUCUGGUUCCAAACAUUACCCAGUGGAAAAAAUAAAAAAUCUUUCUAUUAAAUGUGUUGUAUGUUUGUUUGGUUGUGGUAGUACGAGUUAUUUAAAAUUGGGAGCUCAAUUAGAAAUGUAUGGGACUCAUCAAAUGUAUUUGUUGGGAUGUUGUCCAUCGAUUAUUGGGGCGCAAUGGACUGUAACUGAUAUUGAUACAGAUGUUCUUUCAACUCAGCUUUUCAAUCUUUGGUUGCCACCCACUGAAAAUUUUAAUUGGAAUCUUGUGGAUAGGAAAUCUUGGGAGCAAAAUGGUGAAAUAACCUUUUCUAAAUCUUCAACAAAACAGAAUAUUAAACCUUCACAUGAAGUUGAGCUAUUAAGAGCUUUAUGUAAUGCAAAAAGAACUCCAUCUCAACUUCUUACUCAAGCUGCUUUUGUAGCUAGAGGCUUACCAGUUUCGUUUUAAAUUUGUGUUAAUUUACACUGUACAAAAUAAAUAAACUCUUAAAAUUU